Molecule: messenger RNA, 1158 nt
Organism: Lachnellula hyalina
Lineage: Eukaryota; Fungi; Ascomycota; Leotiomycetes; Helotiales; Lachnaceae
Gene: spn4
Product: Septin spn4-like protein
Exons: 4
Coding region: 1-1158 (385 amino acids)
Biological process (GO): cytoskeleton-dependent cytokinesis
Cellular component (GO): microtubule cytoskeleton; cytosol; cell division site
Molecular function (GO): GTPase activity; GTP binding; molecular adaptor activity
Source: RefSeq, a predicted model, not a curated record
AUGGCUCCACCAACUUCAGAAAGCGCAUCCCCAAUCGGGAUUGCCAACCUCCCCAACCAACGCCAUAAAAUCGUAGCAAAGAGAGGAGCUGCGUUCACGAUUAUGGUUGCUGGUGAAUCUGGAUUAGGAAAGACGACCUUCAUUAACACCCUCUUUUCCACAACUAUCAAAAACUACGCGGACCACAAGCGCAGACACGCAAAGCAGGUGGACAAGACUGUCGAGAUUGAGAUUACAAAGGCCGAGCUGGAGGAGAAGUUCUUCAAGGUCCGCCUCACCGUUAUCGAUACACCCGGCUUCGGAGACUACGUUAACAACCGCGACUCGUGGAUGCCAAUUAUCGAAUUCUUGGAUGAUCAACAUGAGUCCUAUAUGUUGCAAGAGCAACAGCCCCGCCGUGUUGACAAGAUUGAUCUUCGUGUCCACGCGUGUUUGUACUUCAUUAGACCCACCGGACAUACCCUGAAGCCAUUGGACAUUGAGGUUAUGAAGAGACUAAGCUCUAGAGUCAACUUGAUCCCCGUUGUCGCAAAGGCAGAUACCCUUAGCCCAGCUGACUUGUCUCGCUUCAAGCAAAGAAUUCGGGCUGUCAUCGAGGCACAAGGCAUCAAGAUCUACACACCACCCGUCGAAGAAGAUGAUGAGCAAGCCGCUCAACACGCACGAUCCCUUAUGGGCGCUAUGCCAUUCGCUGUCAUCGGUUCUGAGAAGGAUGUCAAGACUGGUGAUGGACGUAUCGUCAAGGGCCGCCAAUACUCGUGGGGUGUUGCUGAGGUCGAGAACGAGGACCAUUGCGAUUUCAAGAAGCUGCGCUCGAUCCUGAUCCGAACCCACAUGUUGGACCUCAUCCACACCACGGAAGAGGCACACUACGAAGCCUACCGCGCCCAGCAGAUGGAGACACGCAAGUUCGGCGAGGCCAGACCCAGAAAGCUUGACAACCCCAAGUUCAAGGAAGAGGAAGAGAGCCUGCGAAAGCGAUUCACUGAGCAGGUUAAGAUCGAGGAGCACCGAUUCAGACAAUGGGAGCAGAAGCUUAUUAGUGAGCGUGAUCGCCUGAACAAGGAUUUGGAGAGCACGCACGCUGCUAUCAAGUCUUUGGAGACGGAACUUGAGGCGAUGCAGGGUAGUGCUGUUCGCAGCCACGGCCGUCGUUAA